Naegleria gruberi is the source of this 1557-nucleotide messenger RNA. RefSeq lists its product as uncharacterized. Lineage: Eukaryota; Heterolobosea; Eutetramitea; Acrasida; Naegleriidae. The coding region runs from base 1 to 1533 and encodes 510 amino acids. The transcript has 3 exons. The record is from RefSeq and is a predicted model, not a curated record.
AUGAAAAAGUGUGAUAAAGAAUGUAGUGGUGGAUUGAGAAGGAAGAUUAAAUCUAAUAGUGCUGAUUUUCAAGUCAAGUUAGCUAGAUAUACUGAAAAGCAAUUAAAUUUAGCAUUAAAAGUAUCAAACUUUCAACAAACUCAAAUCAUUGAAAUAUUAUUUGAUAAUUUGACUCAAGUGAUUGACUCGGAAUAUCAAAAUCAAUUGUCACAAUUAUCAAAUGAUUCAAUUUCUGCUACUCCUAUGAAACAAUUCAGAAAUGACACUACACAGAAUCAAUCAAAGUAUUUUUACCAUAUUUUAGCAGAUUACUAUUAUAAUAAUCCAAAUGAAUCAGAAAGAUUGCAAAAAUUAUGUUUAAAACUCUUAACCAAUCAAUAUCUUCCUUCCAUAUAUACAAUGCUCUUUUAUAGAUGGAUGUUUGAUAGUGAAUCUCAAAAUUUGAGUUUAAUUCAUAUUAAUAUAUUUAUGAAAGGUGUAAAUAGAUUAUUCUGGUCAGAUGUACAAAGUAAAACACUAAGAUACAAUAGUUUAUUUAGAUUUAUUCAAAAUGAUAUUUUACUGAAAGAUAAUUUCUCUAGUUUUUUCAAUCCUACAAAUCCUUAUUCAUCAUUUCAUGCUAGGAAUUAUAGUGAAGCAGAGGAUGGAUAUGUGACACCUGAUAUGGAUUCAAAAGAUUUGGAAAAUGUAAUGAAAUCACCUGUAAUGGAUGAAUAUAAAGAAAGAAAAUCAAUUUCUAACACAAUUGAAGAUGAUGGAACUGUGGUUAAUGUACAAAAAGUUAUUCAAUCGAAAAAAAUUGAUUUAAUAAGCAUUGUUGCUAAAUACUAUUUCUAUUAUGAGAAUAGAGAUUCGAGAUACAAACUGAAACCAUACAUUAUGCAUUUAUCAGAAAAAUGUGCUCUAGAUCCAUCUCAAACAACAGAUUUUGCUGAUGAAAUUGAAAAGAAAAACAAGACCUAUUCUAAACCUAAUGAUAAGCUAAGAUUGACUAACAAACAAGAUGAGAAUUACAAAGUAAUGCUUAUUCUGAUUUCUGACAUGUUUGUUAAUGAAAAUAUUUUGCUUUUGUCAACCGUGGAUGAUGAAGAAAUAAUUUUGAGCGUGUUAACAAGAUGUCAAUUAUUCUCAGAGUUGGAAAUCACAAACAGGACUAUGGUAAAGUUUCAAGCAGCCAUCUAUGCCUUCACUUGUCCUGGAACACCUAAUAUUCAUACUUCUAGUUUAAUUAGAGCUAAGGCAUCCAAAACAUUGGAUUAUCUCUUCCCUAGUGGUAAAUAUGCAAGAUGGUGGUUAAAUACAUCAUUUAGAUUGCUCUAUUAUAAUUGGCCUGUGUCUUUGUGGAAUUGGUCAAAAGAAAAGGUAGCACAAGUAUUUGAUCUGCCCAACAGAGCUUGGGAGUUUGUAAAUUAUCAUUUCAAUUUCCAACCUGAACUGACCAUUCAAUACGAUACCAAGACAUUUUAUGAUAGUACAGACGAGGAAGAUGACCAAAAUAUUUAUUCUAUUACUUUCAAUAGUAGUAACUUGUAAAUAAAAUCAGAAAGUAAUCAUGUC